Molecule: messenger RNA, 735 nt
Organism: Dicrocoelium dendriticum
Lineage: Eukaryota; Metazoa; Platyhelminthes; Trematoda; Plagiorchiida; Dicrocoeliidae
Source: the annotation of a GenBank genome assembly
AUGUUAUGCAUGCAUGAGGGUUGCAAUCAUGUUAGAAAAAAGCACGCAGAGAAAAUGUUCAAUGAUUUGUUACAAGUGUGGGAUUCAGCGUGCAAAUUUACUCGUGAAAAAUUACUACUAAAUAAGGCAGUUGUUUUCUGGAAUAUUGGCUGUUUCAGAUUAUGCCCAUUAAACCUGCCUGUUGGUUAUUCAUCAUCGCACCGUUUCACAAGGCCCGUUUUUAUUCUUUCGGAAAAAAUCUGCAAUUAUCACGGAAUACAACAACAUAAUGUUCGGUUCAUAGGUUCUUCCGCCUCGGUCAGCCUCAACCAAUGUAAACUCAGCUCAUGUACCGGCUUAUCCCGGGAGGCAGUGGAAGAUUGUCUCCACCAUGUGCUUGCCACCAUACACCAUGGAAUUCACACUAACCAAGUCGUGGAGAUUUUGUUCAACGAUAUUGGUCAGCUUCGCAUCAGCAACAACAAAGUCAAAUUCCGAUUCUUCAAUUCAUUCCUACUGGAGCUUGACAACACAGGGACGCUUAUAAACGCAAUGAGAUACGUGAGUUGUGCUGUGGAUGACAUUCUUGAAAAAUUUGUCAGAAGCAAAAUGUAUUGGGUAUUCUGGAAGUUAAGCAACUGCAUUUUUGUCUACUGGAUACUAAGCAGCGUACCCGCCAACUACAUAUUUUCAGUAAACGGCAUACAUCGACGCAACACAGUUCCCAACGGUAGUUUGUAUAAAGUUUCCAGGUGA